AUGGGUAACAGAAUUUGCAGCAUCGUAGAUAGUCUCCCCUGGCUGCUGAGGGCGAUGGCCGACUUCCCCGGCCACCCGACCCACUGGCUCUUCGGCCACGUCCACGAGUUUCUCAAGGAGGAAGAGGUGCUGGACAAGGUGGAGAUCUGGGCACAGAAGUACCUAUACGCUCACCCUCUCUGGUUUGGGAGUUUCUCUGCGUUCCUGGUUGUCACCGAUCCCGACUAUGCCAAGGUUCUGUUGGCCAGAGGAGAUCCCAAGGAUAACAUCAGUUAUAAACACCUUGUCCCAUGGAUUGGGAACGGCUUGCUGAUCUUGCAUGGGCCAAAAUGGCACCAACAUCGAAAACUCCUGACUCCGGGGUUCCAUUACGACGUCUUGAAACCGUACGUGGCCCUGAUGGCAGAGUCUACUAACGUGAUGCUGGAUAAAUGGGAACAGCUGAUCACAGAUGGGAAACCGGUGGAGCUCUUCGAGCACGUCAGCUUGAUGACCCUCGAUAGCAUCAUGAAAUGUGCCUUCAGUUGUCACAGCAACUGCCAGACCAACAGGAAAAACACCUACAUCCAGGCUGUCUACGACCUGUGCCUCAUGGUGCACCAGCGCCUCCGCAUCUUCCCCUACCACAACGACAUCAUUUACUGGCUCAGCCCCCACGGAUAUCGGUUCAGGAAGGUCUGCCAGCUCGCUCACGACCACACAGACAAGGUGAUCCACGAGCGAAAGGAAUCCCUUAAAGAUGAACGCGAGUUUGAAAAGAUCCAGAAGAAGAGACAUUUGGACUUCUUGGACAUUCUGCUGUGUGCCAGAGAUGAGAAUGGAGCUGGACUGUCCGAUGAGGACCUGCGUGCCGAGGUGGACACAUUCAUGUUUGAGGGCCACGAUACAACGGCCAGUGGGAUCUCCUGGCUCCUGUACUGCCUGGCGUCACACCCUGAGCAUCAGGCACGGUGCCGGGAGGAGAUCCAGGGCAUCCUGGGAGACCGGGAGACACUUCAGUGGGAGGACCUGGGCAAGAUGACUUACAGCACCAUGUGCAUCAGGGAGAGCCUUCGCCUUUAUCCACCAGUGCCUGGCGUGUCUCGGCAGCUCAGCAAACCCAUCACCUUCCCUGACGGACGCACCUUGCCAGAAGGCAGCAUCGCUGCGAUAAGUAUUUAUCUUAUUCACAGAAACCCCGCGGUAUGGAAAGAUCCUUUGGUGUUUGACCCUUUACGGUUUUCCCCAGAGAACGUCUCUGGCAGACACUCUCAUGCCUUUCUGCCUUUUUCUGCUGGAAUGAGGAACUGCAUCGGGCAGCAGUUUGCCAUGAACGAGAUGAAGGUGGCGCUGGCCCUGACCCUGCUCCGCUUCGAGCUCUGGCCCGACCCCGCCAAGCCUCCCUGCAAAAUACCUCAGAUCAUCCUUCGCUCCAAGAACGGGAUUCACCUGUAUCUAAAGAAAAUCAGCUGA
Molecule: messenger RNA, 1452 nt
Organism: Charadrius vociferus (killdeer)
Lineage: Eukaryota; Metazoa; Chordata; Aves; Charadriiformes; Charadriidae
Product: cytochrome P450 4B1-like
Exons: 13
Coding region: 1-1452 (483 amino acids)
Molecular function (GO): heme binding; iron ion binding; monooxygenase activity
Source: RefSeq, a predicted model, not a curated record